AGUAAUUUUUAGUUUUUUUUCAAUGGCUUCCAUUACAGCAGAAAAAUCUUUGAGUGGAUUAGCUGCUCCAAAGGCAGCCAGUAGGCGGUUAGAUGAUGCUUUUGGAGGUGGUGGGGCUAUCGAAAAUGAAGAUGAAUUUGGUGCUCAUGAUUAUAGAAAUGAGAUGCAACUUAAAAAAGACCAUUCUUCCAGACCUCUUUGGGUAGCCCCUGAUGGACAUAUUUUCUUGGAAUCUUUUUCCCCUGUUUAUAAACACGCCUCCGAUUUUUUGAUUGCUAUUGCUGAGCCAAUUUGCCGUCCAGAAUUUAUUCACGAAUAUCAAUUGACUGCCUACUCCCUUUAUGCUGCUGUCUCAAUUGGAUUACAAACUGGUGAUAUUAUUAAAUAUUUGGACAGAUUGUGCAAAACUUCGUUGCCUGAAGGAAUCAAAAAAUUUAUUGAAGCUUGUACUUUAAGUUAUGGAAAAGUAAAAUUAGUUUUAAAAAAGAACAAAUAUUUUGUGGAAUCUAGACAUUCUGAUGUUAUUCAACGUUUACUUAAAGAUUCGGUUAUACAAGAAUGUUUAAUAAAUACUGGAGAAGAAUUAGUUUCUCAAUCGUCUAGUAGUGGGGAUGUGACACAGAAAAUGAUUAAAAUAAACAUGUUGGAUGAACAACAAAAUCAAAUUCAAUUUCCAACUUCAAAAUUAAAUGAAGAAAAUAAAGCAAACGAAAAAGACAAAACAAAUUUAUUAUUACAAGAUAAACAACAACAAAAGGAUAUUGAAGAAGAAGAUAAUUUUUAUGGAAAAUUAACUGAAGAGGAGGAUGACGAGGAAACUGAGGCUUUGAGAAGUUUGGAAGUUUUGGCUUUUGAAAUUCGUCAAGAAUGUAUUGAAAUUGUGCAAAAACGCUGUAUUGAAUUAGAAUAUCCUUUACUUGCUGAAUAUGACUUUAGAAAUGAUACAAACAAUCCAAAUUUAAAAAUUGAUUUAAAACCGGCAACAACCUUAAGGCCUUAUCAAGAAAAAAGUCUAAGAAAAAUGUUUGGAAAUAGUAGAGCCCGUUCUGGAGUUAUUGUAUUACCUUGUGGGGCUGGCAAAACACUUGUUGGGGUUACUGCAGCAACAACUAUAAAUAAACGAUGUUUGGUUUUAGCAACAAGUAAUGUUAGUGUUGAACAGUGGAGAGCACAAUUUAGGCUUUGGUCAACAAUUCAUGAUAAUCAAAUUAUUAGAUUUACUCGAGAUGCCCGUGAUUCAGUCCCAACUGGAGCAGAUGCUCUUAAACCAACAAUUUGUAUAAGUACAUAUUCAAUGGUUGCUUAUACAGGAAAGCGUGCUUAUAUGGCUGAAGAAGCAAUGAGAUAUAUUGAAGGAAAUGAAUGGGGAUUGUUACUUUUAGAUGAGGUCCAUACAAUUCCUGCAAAAAUGUUUCGUCGAGUAUUAACAAUAGUUAGAGCCCAUUGUAAAUUAGGGUUAACAGCAACCCUUGUCAGAGAAGAUGAUAAAAUUACUGAUUUAAAUUUUUUGAUUGGACCAAAAAUAUAUGAGGCUAAUUGGAUGGAAUUACAAAAAGCUGGGCAUAUUGCUAGAGUACAGUGUGCCGAGGUUUGGUGUCCAAUGACUGCCGAAUUUUUUGAUUAUUAUUUAAAAUCUGCAAUUAAUAGAAAAUUAUUAUUAGCAGUUAUGAAUCCAAAUAAAUUUCGUUUUUGUCAAUAUUUAAUUAGAUUUCAUGAAAGAAGAAAUGAUAAAAUAAUUGUUUUCUCAGACAAUGUUUUUGCUCUUAAAAAGUUUGCUAUUCAAAUGAAUAAACCUUUCCUUUUUGGACAAACUUCACAACAAGAACGAAUGAAAAUUCUUCAAAAUUUUCAAUACAAUCCGCGUGUUAAUACAAUUUUUGUUUCUAAGGUUGCAGAUACUUCCUUCGACUUACCAGAAGCUAAUGUACUUAUCCAAAUAAGUGCCCAUGGUGGAAGUCGAAGACAAGAAGCCCAAAGACUUGGACGUAUUUUACGUGCCAAAAAGCUUAGCGCAGAUUUAUUUAAUGCCUAUUUUUAUUCUCUUGUUUCACAAGAUACCGUUGAAAUGGCUUAUUCCCGGAAAAGACAACGUUUUUUAGUUAAUCAGGGAUAUGCUUAUAAAGUUGUUAAUGAAUUUCCGGAUAUGGCAAAAGAACAUUUAGAUUUGGGGCCGAAAGAUGAACAAUUAAAACUUUUAAGUCAAGUUUUGCAAGCAUCAGAUAUUGAAACUUUAGAAGAAGAUACAAAAGAUGAAUUAAAUGAUGGAAUUCAAAAUAGAGCAAUUAGAAAAGAUGUAGAUAUUUCUACAUUUUCUGGUGCUAAUUCUAUUAGUUAUUCAACACAACAAAGAACUGGAGGGACUAGCAAAAGAAAUGCUGAUGAAAGACAUCCACUGUUUAAACGUUUUAGAAAAUAA
Meloidogyne enterolobii is the source of this 2416-nucleotide messenger RNA. The record is from the annotation of a GenBank genome assembly. NCBI's taxonomy places the organism in Eukaryota, Metazoa, Nematoda, Chromadorea, Rhabditida, Meloidogynidae.